This is a messenger RNA of Amorphotheca resinae ATCC 22711, 360 nucleotides long. RefSeq lists its product as hypothetical. NCBI's taxonomy places the organism in Eukaryota, Fungi, Ascomycota, Leotiomycetes, Helotiales, Amorphothecaceae. The transcript has 2 exons. The coding region runs from base 56 to 214 and encodes 52 amino acids. The record is from RefSeq and is a predicted model, not a curated record.
CCCGCCAUAUUUAGCAGUAAUCCAGAGAAAGCUCAAGAAUGUAUGAAAGAGGAAUAUGCUCUACAUGCUACAAACGUCUUGGUGGGGUUGUGGCAACCACAUUCCCCGCAUCCUAGACCGGGCGCCCAUGGAGCAACGAUGUUCCUGUGAACCGAAAGUCUGGGGCCCGCUGCAAACCCUGAGUGAGUGGCGUGGUGGUUUUGUAGGACAGUAGUUGGAAAAUAAAUAAUGUAGUUGGAAGAUUUACAAUGUAGUUACUUUGACUAUGAUGGUAAAAGAAAUAGUGAUGUCUGCUGAAGAAUUGGGGCAUAAGAAGGCGACACCAUAUGUAGAAUGAUUAGCAAUUCUAAAGUUGGGAGA